AUGCUGUCCUGGAGGAUGCUCCUUAUUGGGCUUUUCUACUGCUGCAUCAAAACAGGUGCAACACAGUAUCAAAGUAAAGCCCUGUUCCCAGCUACAAGCAGGAUACAAAGAGGUGUUGCAACUAUGGUGAACCCCACCUUCCACAAUUCAUUUGAUGAUGUUCAUCUAUUAUUUGAGAUCCUACUGGCUGGCAUACAUUUUGAGGCCAGUGGAAAGUUUUCAGUGAGAGAUGCAGAGUUGGCAUCCCUCCGAAAGACACAAAACCUGGAGGUCAUCUGUGAGGACAUCAUUCCCAGGAAGUUAACAGACAUAUUUACGCUAAUCUCUGAUCUUUCAAAUCACGGUCACCUGCAUCAGGAUGAUUUUGAGCGUACCCUGUUGACCUUGGUAUACACCACCCAGCAGGUGGUCAAUUCCACUACUGAACAGCAAAGAGAUGUUUGGGCAGAGUCUUUUGUUAGCUUGUACAAAGCUAUCAAACAGGAUUUGACAGGAACAAACUGA
Molecule: messenger RNA, 504 nt
Organism: Scomber japonicus (chub mackerel)
Lineage: Eukaryota; Metazoa; Chordata; Actinopteri; Scombriformes; Scombridae
Product: protein FAM180A-like
Exons: 3
Coding region: 1-504 (167 amino acids)
Source: RefSeq, a predicted model, not a curated record